Molecule: messenger RNA, 3085 nt
Organism: Dreissena polymorpha
Lineage: Eukaryota; Metazoa; Mollusca; Bivalvia; Myida; Dreissenidae
Product: glutamate receptor ionotropic, kainate 2-like
Exons: 17
Coding region: 1-2964 (987 amino acids)
Biological process (GO): monoatomic ion transport
Cellular component (GO): plasma membrane; postsynaptic membrane
Molecular function (GO): glutamate-gated receptor activity
Source: RefSeq, a predicted model, not a curated record
AUGAAAAUAGAGGGCACGGAGCAACUUAUAGUAUCAGAUGAGGUCAGAAAGAUGACAUACACAGAAAGCGAAGCAAACAUCAUAUACUUCAUCUACAUGUACAUCUACGGUAGGCUUAAGGGAUUCGUCUGUCCAGUCAAUAUCAGGAAGUGUGAUACCAUUGUUCACAUGUGUCGCACGCAAUACCUUUAUCCGUCCAUGCCACAUUGGCGUUACACUUACCACAAGGGUACUGGGGAAUACCACCAGCAUGACCUAGGUGGUCUUUUUGGCGAUGACGAGCCUCCUACUAUUGUGAACGCCUUCAAAUACGCCAUCUAUCGGGUCAGCCAUGAACGCAACUUUCUACGCGACGUCACUCUUGCAUAUGACGUUCAACGUUUACCUGUCUUCAACCAAUUUGAAGCCUCGAAAAAAGUCGGUCCAGCGAACCCGGAUGUAGCCGCUUUUACUAGUUCCGCGUGCGCGAACCUGAACAUCCCCCACAUCGAGACUCGCGUGGACGCCUAUGCUGCUCCUUUCCCCGCCUCCUAUUCCAUCAACCUUCAUCCAGAUCCGGAAUUGCUAUCACACGCCGUCCUUGACGUAAUUCGAGCCGUCGGCUGGUCAGAGAUGCUUAUCGUCUACAAUAAUCAUAUAGGUCUAUUGAAAGUCCAAUCAUUGAUUCGAGCCAGUAACGAGACAGUCAAUAUGGGAGUGGUGGUACGACAGGCGGACGCCUACAACAUGCGGGGUAUACUCAAAGAGGCGAAGAAAAAGGGGUGGAGGCAUAUUGUUGUGGAGCUCAACCUUUCCGAGACAGCUUUAUUCCUGAAAAUGGCAUUGCAAGAGGGGAUGAUAGACUCGUAUCACCAUUAUAUCAUAAAUAACCUUGACAUAGAGAUAUUGGAAUUGGAGGACUACCGACACAACUACGUCAAUAUGACUGGAUUCCGCAUCGUCAACAUGCUCAGCGACUUUACCAAAAACACGCUGUUUGACAUGGAACUUUUUCAAGAGAACACACAACUGCCCAUAUUGAACGGCUCGACUUUAUCGCAUCAGGGAGCACUCACUUUUGACGCCGUCUACUUGUUGUCGCAUGCGCUCAUGGAGAUGAAACGUGCCGGCUUCUUGACACUACCGAACACGAGCUGUGACGAACUAAACAUUUGGAGAGACGGCCGCAAUUUAUAUAACUUCAUAAACAAUAUGCGGGUGGUCGGCCUGACGGGUCCCAUCUACCUUUAUAACGGCAAAAGGCUCAACUUCCAGCUCGAUAUUAUGGAACUGGGCGAGAAAGGCCUUCAAAGGACGGGCACAUGGGCGCCUGGGUAUGGAGCAAAUAUCACAAUGAACAGGUUCUUGGGCCAAGGAAUUUUCGGCAACAAAACAUUACUGGUGUCCACGAUGCUGGAACCUCCGUACGCGAUGCUGCGGACGGACAUGCUAAAGAGCAAGCCGCUGGAGGGGAACGCGCGCUACGAGGGGUUCUGUAUCGACCUGCUCAGCGAGAUGGCGCGCAUUGUGGGCUUCGAAUACAAGAUCGUGCCCGUGCCCGACGCCCGCUACGGGGUGCUGCAGGACGGCAAGUGGGACGGCAUCGUCAGGGAGCUUAUCGACAGGAAAGUUGAUAUGGCGGUAGCCGCAUUGACCAUUAGUUACGAAAGGGAACAAUUCGUUGACUUUACAAAACCAUUCCUUAAUCUGGGUAUCAGUAUUCUAUUUAAAAUGCCUUUACGUGAAAAGCCGGGACUUUUCAGCUUCAUGAACCCUCUCGCGCUAGAGAUAUGGGUGUAUAUUUUCGCGGCAUACUUUGUGGUAAGCCUGACAAUCUUUAUCAUCGCGCGGUUCAGUCCCUACGAGUGGUACAACCCGCACCCUUGCAAUCCGGAAACUGAUACAGUAGAGAACAUAUUCAGCCUCUCGAACAGUUUCUGGUUCUGUGUGGGAACCCUGAUGCAGCAGGGCUCGGACAUCAACCCGCGCGCGGUCUCCACGCGGAUCGUCGGAAGCACGUGGUGGCUGUUUACACUCAUCAUCAUAUCGUCGUACACGGCGAAUCUGGCGGCAUUCCUCACAGUGGAACGCAUGGUGUCGCCGAUCGAGAGCGCCGAGGACCUCGCCGACCAGACGGACAUAUCAUAUGGGACGCUAGCCGGUGGAUCUACCAUGUCUUUCUUCAGAGACUCGAACAUCGAGACAUAUCAGCGGAUGUGGAACUUCAUGGAGAGCAAGGACCCGAGCCCGUUCACGAAGAGCUACCAGGAGGGCAUCGAGCGCGUGGCCGCCGGCGACUACGCCUUCCUCAUGGAGUCCACCUCCAUCGAGUACAUCACGCAGCGCAAUUGCAAUCUCAUGCAGGUGGGCGGUCUCCUGGACUCCAAGGGGUACGGCAUUGCUACUCCCAAGGAUUCGCCACUAAAAGAAAAGCUCUCAAUGGCAAUACUAAGCCUACAAGAGGAUGGAAAGAUACAGAUGCUUUACAACAAGUGGUGGAAGAGUUCCGGCGCAUGCGUACGCGACGACAAGAAAGAUUCUAAAGCGAGCGCUCUGGGGGUGGAAAACGUCGGCGGAAUCUUUGUCUUUCUCAUUGGCGGCCUUGCGCUUGCUGUCGUCGUAGCUUUCAUCGAGUUCGUAUGGAACUCCAAGACCAACGCCAGGGAAGAUAGGCAAUCACUCUGUUCAGAGAUGGCGGAAGAAUUACGAUUCGCCGUCAAGUGUCACGGCCCCUCGAAACGGCCUAAAGUUCGACAACGCAUGUGCUCCAAAUGCAAAUCUGUCAAGCACAAGAAAGAUUGUCCAUUGUCACGCAUGCGCCCCGAAUCAUCAGCCAAUGGCGGUAUCCACACGAAUGAGAUCAAGCCGCCACGUGACUAUGUGCAGCGCACAUCCGGGGACUUUGAGCUGGACUAUUUGCAUGACAAGUGCGAUUUUGGUGCGGGCGGGUACCUGCACGUCGAAUACAGCGACACGGAGAGCUAAAUGUGAUACAUUGCAAAGUUUAUAUCAAGUUUUUUGUUUCAUUCUGUCCAUUUAUUCAUUUAAUGUUUACUUAAAAUUUAUUCCAUACUUUAAUUACUAGAUUCGUGUAUAUUCUUCUGUU